Molecule: messenger RNA, 1488 nt
Organism: Meira miltonrushii
Lineage: Eukaryota; Fungi; Basidiomycota; Exobasidiomycetes; Exobasidiales; Brachybasidiaceae
Product: subtilisin-like protein
Exons: 1
Biological process (GO): proteolysis
Molecular function (GO): tripeptidyl-peptidase activity; serine-type endopeptidase activity
Source: RefSeq, a predicted model, not a curated record
UUAACCACUGAUCAAUUACAACAAUAUGUUGCUCCAACUGAUGAUAAUUUAUCAGCCGUUCAAAAUUAUUUAAAAUCAAAUGGUUUCUCUGAUUCACAAAUUUCAUACAACGUUUUCAAAAAUCAAGUCACCGUUCAAUCUACCGUAGGUCAAGCGGCUAAAUUGUUCAAUGCACAAUUUUCAAAUUACAACUUUGCCAAUGGAGCUGUACCACGAACGAAGCAAUACACCGUUCCAGCUGAAAUUGCCAAUGCGGUUGACUUUAUCUCUCCUUUAACCUCCUUCCAACAAGUUCAAAAGGUAUCGAGGGAUCCUGUCAGAAUCACUCGUGACCAAGAAGAAGAACUCUACAAAAGAUCCGUCCCUUCCGCAGCAAAUUGCAAUACUGCAGGAGUUACUCCAACUUGUUUACGUCAAUACUACGGAACGUAUAAUUAUACUCCUACAGCUGUGAAUGGCAUUACGGACGUCUUUAUUGCAGGUUUCAUCGGUCAAAACUUUUCACCAACAGAUUUAUCUACUUUCUUGAAAAAGUACAGACCAGAUGCUGCAAAUGCAAACGUUGAAGUGAUCAAUCAAGCAGGUGCAUUGAAUAUACCAGUUUCCCUAUUGAGCGGUGCAGAAGCAAUGUUGGACACGGAAACAAUCGUCUCCGCCACUUAUCCUCUCAAAGCAACUUUCUUCAAUUACGGAAAUCAAUUAACACAAGGUGACAUUUUUGAAUUGGCUUUCACAGAUAUCAUGAACAAUUACGAAAAGUACGGCAAGCCAGGUGUUUAUUCUGUUAGUUAUGGUGCUGAUGAAAAUACAAUUACUGCUCAAGAAGCUGCAGCUUUGUGCAAGACUGCCGCUGCACUUACAGCAAUGGGCACAACAAUCUUGAUCGCUUCAGGAGAUAAUGGAGUUGGUGGUACGGACGGAGACACUUGCCCACCAUUCGUUCCAACUUAUCCAUCCGGUUGCCCUUACGUAUUGUCCGUUGGAGCACUUCAAGAUUUCUCUCCAGAAGUGGCAGUUAACCCUUCUUUGGCCGGCUUCUAUUCUGGAGCAGGUUAUUCAAACUUAUACGCUCAACCAGCUUAUCAAAAGAGUGCCGUUGCCGCUUAUGGUAAUCCAGCAAUUGCAGGUAACUAUUAUAAUCGUUCUGGUCGCGCUUAUCCCGAUGUUUCCGCUCAAGGUUCGAUGUAUGUCAUUCAAUUUAUGGACUUACCAGCAACUGUUGGAGGAACAAGUGCUUCAACACCAACAUGGGCAAGUGUUAUUGCUUUGAUCAACGAUUUAAGAAGAAAGGCAGGAAAGUCAAACGUUGGUUUCGUCAAUGCUGCUUUGUACAAAGCUACAACCGGUCUAAAGGAUAUCACAAGUGGAAGCUCGUUAGGCUGUAAAAGUGCUCCAACUGCCGGUUUCCCUGUUACCAAGGGAUGGGACCCAUCUACCGGACUAGGUUCUCCGCUCUUUGAUCAACUCAGAUCUGUAUUUGGUGUUUAG